CCUAUAGAAGUUUUACUUCAAAAAACAACAUUGUAAAAAAGAUAUGUGUUUCCAGAAAACGAUUUAUCUUCAGACUCCUUAAAAUAGCAGUAAACUUUAAAAAGACUGAAAUAAAACAGAUGAAAUAUAAUAAAGAUAGAUAAGAAACCAUUUAUAAUUAUUAAGUGCCACUUUCUCGAUAUUCGAUUCCAAUGGUUAAUAUUGAUUGACGGUAGACAAACCUUUAGCAACCAUGAGAAUUCUUCUUAUUAUAUUCAUGGCUAUUUUCGCUGCAGAAUCGGCCGUAGCAACAUUCGAUUUUCUCAGAGUAGAAUGGAGUGCUUUCAAGCACCAACAUCAAAAAAAUUACGAUACCCAUGCAGAAAAGCAGUCGCGAAUGGAAAUUUUCAUGGAGAACAAACGAAAAAUUGUUGAACACAAUCGUAAAUACGAAGCUGGUCAGUUUUCGUACAAACUCGCCGUCAAUGAGUUCGCUGACAUGGAUCACGAAAAAUUCGUUCUGCUGAUGAAUGGCUUAAAAAACGAAUCGUUCAGAAAUUCCGCGUCAGAAACGUACGUCAAAAGAUUUCAGACACCCGCAAAUAUCGAACUCCCAUCAGAGGUCGAUUGGAGGAAGAGCGGACUUGUGACGCCAGUAAAAAAUCAGAAAAAAUGUGGUUCUUGCUGGGCAUUUUCAGCUACUGGUUCACUGGAAGGUCAAAACUAUCUGCACUCUGGAAAACUCGUCUUCCUCAGUGAACAAAAUCUCGUGGAUUGCUCUGACAAAUACGGCAACGAGGGUUGCUCAGGUGGCCUCAUUACUAAUGCUUUUUCAUACGUCAUAGACAACGACGGAAUUGAUACCGAGGAGUCGUAUCCUUAUGAGGCUGAAGACGGCAAAUGCAGAUACAAUCCUGAAUUUCGAGAUGCCAUGGCACACGGGUUCGUUGAAAUACCGGGAAAAUAUGAAGAGCAACUGAAAGAUGCGGUCGCGACCGUCGGACCGAUUUCAGUUGGAAUUGAUGCCUCGGCAGAGAGUUUCCAAUUUUAUUCCGAAGGUGUGUACAACGAGGCUAAGUGUUCGAGCGACGAUUUGGAUCACGGAGUGUUGGUUGUCGGAUACGGAACCGAAGAGAACGGCGACGAAUAUUGGCUCGUGAAGAACAGCUGGGGGACCUCUUGGGGUCUUGAUGGGUACAUCAAAAUGUCGAGGAACCGAAACAACCAAUGCGGUAUUGCAACGAACCCCAGUUAUCCACUCAUGGCUGUUUCGGACCAGAUUCAAAGCCUCCGAAGCCACGAGGACAAAAGACGAGCUAAUAUGAAGACUUUAUUCGUUGUAUUCAUGGCUAUUUUCGCUGCGGCACAGGCCGCCACGACCGUCGAUCUUCUCAGAGCCGAAUGGAGCGCUUUCAAGCACCACCAUCAAAAAAGUUACGACAACCAUGCAGAAGAGCAAUUGCGAAUGGACAUAUUUAUGGAGAACAAACGAAAAAUUGUUGAACACAACCGUAAAUACGACGCUGGUCAAGUUUCGUACAAACUAGCAAUCAACAAAUUCGCUGAUAUGCAUCAUGAAGAAUUUGCUCGGAAGAUGAAUGGUUACAAGAGACCAUCGGGCGAGCUUUUGGGAUCGGAGAAAAGAACCUUUGGCACAUUCAUGGCACCCGCAAAUGUUGAACUUCCAUCGCAGGUGGAUUGGAGGCCGAGCGGUGCUGUUACGCCUGUCAAAGAUCAGGGACCGUGUGGCUCUUGCUGGGCAUUCUCAGCCACUGGUUCGUUGGAAGGACAAAAUUUCAGAAAACAUGGUAAACUCGUUUCACUGAGCGAACAAAAUCUUGUGGAUUGCACUGGCAUGUACGGUGACAAUGGUUGCGAUGGUGGUUUCAUGGAACAUGCUUUCGAAUACAUCAAAGAUAACCGCGGUAUUGACACCGAAGUGUUCUAUCCUUACGAGGCCGAAAAUGGCAAAUGCAGAUACAAUCCCAAAUACCGUGGUGCUAUGGAUGCCGGUUACGUCGCAAUACCGAAAGGAGAUGAGAACAAAUUGAAAGCAGCUGUCGCAACGAUCGGACCGAUUUCGGUUGCAAUUGAUGCCUCGGUAGAGACUUUUCAAUUUUAUUCCGAAGGUGUGUACAACGAGAAUGAAUGUUCGAGCGACGAUUUGGAUCACGGAGUGUUGGUUGUCGGAUACGGAACCGAAGAGAACGGCGAAGAUUAUUGGCUCGUGAAAAACAGCUGGGGCAACUAUUGGGGUCUUGAUGGAUACAUCAAAAUGUCGAGGAACCGAAAUAACCAAUGCGGUAUUGCAACUGAGGCGAGUUAUCCAAUCGUCUAAGAACUUUUCCGUAUUUACUGUGACACAAAGCAACCGAACACAACAAGAGCUCGUCUUACAAGAAAUUACCGUGUGUUAUAAGCUGUUGAAAAACCAAGUAUUUAAAAAUCCAAAAAUAAACGAAAAAAUUGAAAAUACGA
Messenger RNA from Venturia canescens, 2457 nucleotides. RefSeq names its product cathepsin L-like. Gene Ontology annotation, cellular component: lysosome. NCBI's taxonomy places the organism in Eukaryota, Metazoa, Arthropoda, Insecta, Hymenoptera, Ichneumonidae. The record is from RefSeq and is a predicted model, not a curated record. Gene Ontology annotation, molecular function: cysteine-type endopeptidase activity; cysteine-type endopeptidase activator activity involved in apoptotic process. Gene Ontology annotation, biological process: positive regulation of peptidase activity; immune response; positive regulation of apoptotic signaling pathway. Bases 233 to 2317 code for a protein of 694 amino acids. The transcript has 12 exons.